UGGAAACCACACAGAAGCUCAUGAUGGAUCGGGUGGGAAAUUUUGACGGAUAUUUCGGUUCUCCGACCGGAUUUUCCUUCACAGAAGCUGUAUAUAAGAUGGCAGAGAUGGAAUCAUUCCAAACUCAAAACUACAGCCAACGCUACAACUUAAUUAACGCCAUCAACAAGGAUAUUCGAAGCUAUGUCAAUUAUGAAGACCGGAAUCUGCGUACUCGUCUUUGCCCCCCUCAUCGAGAACAUCCUGGGGAACCCCGUGUCUGGACCUUGGUCAUCGCCCUGCGGACCCCCAGCUCCUGUUAUUUCAUGGGGAGAUUUUUUCGAUACCCCUACGAGUGGACCGUCAAACAGCGACCUAACGGCUGAACUGUACAUUCAGACCAGAGGAGCCCACCAAGGCGCUAUCUCACUCCGGGAAACUGCAACUAUCCAUCGACUGGAUUCCAGCGUGACCCUUGCCCUGAUUCUCGAGGGGUCAACCCACGUCAACUUUCCUGCUCCGGAUGACGUCAUAUUUUGGACGGAUAAAAACUCAACAACCGCUGUUCUGAAGAAGGAUUACGAGAACCUCUCCAUCGCUUACGUGUUUUUGGAGGCUGUUCUUGCUGACGAUAGCAGCGAUUUCAACAGCACACUCAAAGCGACCCUCGAACCUGUCAUGGAGAAAAUACUGGCCAUGCUUUGUAGUAUGGAGAGCGUCCUUAGCAACCACAAUCAAAGCAUCGGAGGUUACGUCACACGAGAGGUAAUGCCGAAUGCUCUUCGCGAGAUCACGUCCGAUAGUGUCAGAAGCCAACGAGAUUACAUCAUUACCAAAGACGUCGUACAUCUGUUGACAAGAGUAAAAGAAAGUUACGCGAUCAUGAAAAACGGUUAUCAGUAAGCAUGAGUUUAUUUUCAAUGAUGACAUAUUUAUUUUUUAUAUUAUUUAUUAAUAUUUUACGGAACAGAUGUGUUUACUUUCAUCGAUAACAUGCGUGUGGUAUGUUUCUGUGUUGCUGUAUUUUUAUGAUUUUUGAGGCAGAAUGUGUUUAUUUGUUUGUUAUUUGUUUAUAAGUCCUGAUUUGAGUGUAUGUAUUGAUAUGGUUGUUGGAAACACGUGAUACCUCACAAUGAUAAAUGUCUUAUAUGCUGAUGACGAAAAUGCAAAUAUAACACAAAAGAACUUUCGUUCGAUUUCAAAACCAUGGACGACCUUGGUGAACCCGUGUUGAUUUUGAGCAUGUCACUCAAAUUUUAAUAAACGAACACGCGUUUUGUUCAAACCAGACCAGUUAUGACAAGUUACAUUUGUUCUCAGGCCAUACAUUUAUUUGGUAAACAGACCCGCUGAACUUAAUAUUCGAAAAUUGUGUGAAAAUAUAAAACCCGUACUUGUGUUUCAAGCAUUUUGAUGAUAAUUUCCAAAUAUUAGGCAGUGACUGAAAUACUGAUAUGAUACAUUGUCUUGGGUACGUGUAUUAAGACAUGUUCUUGAAAACAAAAACAAUGCAGAAAUAUAUGAGAGAAGUUUGUUUAAAUUUUUUUAAGUUUUGACAUAGUGUUUAAUUUGUUCAGUAAUUAGGUCCCUAACCAAAUAUAGUUUGGCCUUGAGAUCUGUUUGUGAUCCCACUAAAAUAAUGAUCAAAUUCGGAUCCGGAUCCGAUCCGAAAAAAUCAGUGUUUGGCUGUCCUCUCCUGCUAAAACUUGAAAUACCUGUAAAUGUUUGAAAACACUGUGAAAACAUCCGUCAUGUUAGAAAUUUAAAUUUAGUAUAGUUUCUUUUUUUAAUAUAUUUUAUGAUGCUUGUGUCUGUUUGUGAUAAAGCAAAGGCAUUCAGCCACCAACGACCAGGUUAUGUUUUUUUCAAUAUUAUAUUUUAUACAAUUCAGUAUCGUUAUACGGUCUUCCAUCGGUGUGUUAAUUUAAGGAAACUUAACUGAAAAUGUUUUGACGGUUUGAAAGAAUAUUUAUUGAUAUGGAUGUUUUAAGCGUGAUUAUUUCGAUUAUUACCAUGUGAUGAUUAUUCGUUUUUAUUCUUUUGCUGGAGUGCAUGUGUUCUCCAUUCUCUUUCUUCACUGAUAUUUGUUGUUUUUGAUGUAUGUGCACAUUAUUUUGUUUCAACAACUAUUUUGUAACUUAAGAAUUGACUUUCACUUUGUAUGAGCUCAUUGGGGCAUGUUUUUUUUGUUGUUUUUUUGUUUAACGCCGCACUCAGCAAUAUUCCAGCUAUAUGACCGCGGUCUGUAAGUAAUCGGGUCUGGACCAGACAAUCCAGUGAUUGAUAUCAUUAGCAUCGAUCUACGCAAUUAUUGGGGUAUGAACUAUAUGGACGUCCAAGUUUGCAACACAUUAACUUAAGUAUCAUGUUGAUGUACGUGUAUGCGGAUGAUUCGUUAAAAGGUGCUGACAGUUUGUGUUAAUAACAUCUUCCAUUUAUGUCCAUAAUAUGUUAUUAUUACAAAUAGUGCUGUCCUGACAAUGAUUCCAGAAUUCCAUCAAUAUGUACUGUGAUAUGUUGAGAUCAUGUCGAUUUUUUACUUAUAUACAGUCCUAUCAUGAAGACGUUUUGCCAUCAUGACGUUGUUGUUACAGCUAAACAUUGCCGUGUGCUUUUUGCAUUGUUGAUAUUUAUUGGUGACGUCAUUGACACAGUUACAAAUAUCACUGAUGUCUUGAGAGGACUACUUUUUAUUCCUCUUAUUAAGUUUAACAUUAUAUAGUCUGUUGACAUCCAUAUCUAUAUAUUACACGAUAUAUGUAUUUUAUUUUUACCUGCAAAAUAAACA
Haliotis rufescens (red abalone) is the source of this 2767-nucleotide messenger RNA. RefSeq lists its product as uncharacterized. Bases 184 to 882 code for a protein of 232 amino acids. The transcript is spliced from 4 exons. NCBI's taxonomy places the organism in Eukaryota, Metazoa, Mollusca, Gastropoda, Lepetellida, Haliotidae. The record is from RefSeq and is a predicted model, not a curated record.